AUGGAGCUUCAGCUGCCAUCUACCAUACAAGAGGCAGAAGCCUUAGUACUGGCUCUCUACGAACCGUCUCCUCCUGAGACCAUUGCGCGCAUCCAAGAGACGCUUCAUCGCAUGCAAAGAUCCCCUUCCGGCUGGUGGAUCGCCCGUGAUCUCUUAGGCUACGCAGACGACAAGGUCAAGUUCUUCGGUGCCCUCACCCUGAUUGUCAAGCUUAAUACCGAAAGGUUGUAUACUACCUCUCAAUAUGGCCAGCAUCGCCACUAA
Messenger RNA from Colletotrichum fioriniae, 264 nucleotides. NCBI's taxonomy places the organism in Eukaryota, Fungi, Ascomycota, Sordariomycetes, Glomerellales, Glomerellaceae. The record is from RefSeq and is a predicted model, not a curated record.